Molecule: messenger RNA, 633 nt
Organism: Rotaria sp. Silwood2
Lineage: Eukaryota; Metazoa; Rotifera; Eurotatoria; Philodinida; Philodinidae
Source: the annotation of a GenBank genome assembly
CAAAAUUUAACAGUUGAUGAGCAUUUAAAUAAUUUAAAAAGAGAAUUAGAACAACUUAUGAAAUAUAAUCCAAUUCAUAUUAAUAUUCAUGGAGGGCGAGAUAACUGGACAUUAGAACAACAAGAAGCAUUUUUUCAAGGAGCAUUAGAAUUACAAGGUAAAUAUCCAAAUGUAACAUCAUCACAUGAAACUCAUCGUGGUCGUUCUUUAUUUAAUCCAACACUCACAUUACAUUUAAUUACUCGUUUUUCAAAUCUUCGUUUGACUGCUGAUUUUUCACAUUGGUUAGUUGUAUGUGAACGUCUUCUUAAUCAUCCAUCUGAUAUAGAACGUAUGCGUCAAAUAGUAUCACGUGUUGAUCAUAUUCAUGCUCGAGUAGGUUCUGUUCAACAUGCUCAAGUUAAUGAUCCUCUUAUUAAUGCACCAAAAGAAACUGAACUUAUGCAAAAUUGGUGGCAAAUGAUUUGGACUGAACAUAUGAAACAAGGUAAAACAAUAACAACAUUGACACCUGAAUAUGGACCAAUACCAUAUGCUAUGUCAAGUGAUAUUGAUAUAUGGAAAUUAACAAAUCAAGAAAUGGAACGACAAAGAAAUAAUUAUCAACAAUGGAUUAUUCAGAAUCAAGAUUAA